AUGGCGCCCGCAGACAAGCCUUCCCAGCCAUCUGCCUCCCGAGGCAAACGGUUGAGUGGCAAGCAACUGAAGCAUCAGCUUCGAGGCGAGGCAGCGUCCAGCGCUCGCGCGGCCCAUCUUGUCACUUCGCUGUCUCCGGCGGCGGAGCCUGCAGCCUCAGGGGGCGCGACACAGCUCGCCGCCAUCUUUGCGCACUUUGCGCGCGUCUCGACUGCCUCGGCAGCCUCCACAGACGAUCCAGAAGACGGCGCGGCUUCUCCGUCGUUUGCGGCCUCUGCGCAGGCCCCGGCAGAGCGCAAAAGCCGCCAUGGGGAGCGGCGCGGGGACUCGCCUGCUGCGUUUUCGGGGCAAGCCGGGGCUGGAGGGCGUCCCAGCUGGAGGAAGGCAGACGCAGCGGAACAGGAACAGAUCGACGAGAUCCACCGCGCGCUCGUGAAACUCACAAAGCGGGAUUCUGUCACGAGACUCAAAGGCCUCCAAGAGCUCGAGUUCCUACUCCAGGCCUCGCGCGCGCCGUCCGCGCCCUCGUCGCUCGCCUCUCCUGCUCUGUCGUCGCCUUCAUCGUCUCCCUCAGAUCUCGCUUCUUCGCCGUCCUGCGCCUCGCCGCGCCUGUCGGACGAGGCCUUUCUGGUGAUUGCCGAGGCGAUUCUGCCCCAGUUCGUUUACGUCUACGGCCGGCUCGCAGUCUGGGACGCUGAGCGUCGCAUUCGCACAGGAAUCAACCGCUGUUUGUCUCUCAUUGCUUCGCGAGCGAGGAAACUUCUCGGCCCUCAUCUGCGCUCCCUGCUUCCCCUCUGGUGGGCGUCUUCCCAUGACGAUGCCCCUGAAGUCGCUCUGGCUGCGCAAGAAGCCCUGACUUUCGCGUUUCCCCCCUUCUCCGCCUCCUCGUCUCCGCCAUCUUCUUCCUCCGUCUCCUCUUCUUCCUCUGUCUCCCCUGCUUCCUCUGUCUCCUCUGCUCCCCCUGUCUCCUCUUCUCCCCCGUGUGCGAAUGAGUUUCGAGGAUUUGUGGGCGACAGAGCGCGUUUGGCUGCGGCGUUUGACCACUGCAGAGAAGCUCUCUUUUCUGAGUAUUUCCAGCUGCUCGGCUGCGACGCCAAAGGCCUGAGCGCGCUGGUGUAUGGGACCAAAGGGCCGCAGCAAAAGAAGAGUGGGGAGAACAGGACGCCCCGCUCCGGCGAAGAAGAGGACCGCUACGACCGCACGCUCUCCUGCGUCCUCCUCGCACUCGGGCACCUCGUGCGCCUCCUCGUCACGACACACACGUCGAAGCCUCUCUCUUCUUCCGCUCCUCCUGGCUCCGGCGCCAACGCUGCUGACGCAGAGCGCGUCUGUCUGAUGGUUCUCUGGGCAGACGCCUUUGAGCCGCUUUUCUCUACUGGCGACUCCACGAGCAUCGUUCGCUUCCUCGCCCCGUCGGCCUUUCGCCUGUCUGUGCGGCAGGCAGCGCUCGCGUCGCUUCACUCGCUCCUCAGCAGCUUCGCGCAGGCGCGGAUCCCCUUGCCGUUGCCCCCGCUCGCCUCUGCAGCGGUCUUCUCUUCUCUCGGCCUCCUGGGCGGGAAACGCGAGAAAGCGGCCUCGAGGAAAGAUGAGAAACGGAGGGCCGAGACCCAGCAGAUCCUCGCGGGGUCGGCUGGCCUCGCUUCUCCGUCGUCCUCUGCGGCGGCUGAAACAUCUCCAGGGCGUGGAUUCGACAGCCGUUCCGCGGCUGCGAACGAGGCCUACAUUUCAGCGCAUGCAGAGUUCCCUUUUCCGCUCCUUCCUCGCAGCUUCGUCUCCGCCGUCUUCAGCGCCCUGGCGGAUCGGCCGCUCUGCGCCGCGAGGCUGCCAACGUACUGGAGCGCGGCGCCUCUCAGGGACACCAGGGCGCGUGCGGGGCUGCCCGAGGAAGGCCGACGCGCGCGCGAAGGGCGCACAGAAUGUGGCGAAGUUGCGGGCGACGGCGACUCUGCAGCGCAUCUGAGCCUUGCCACAGGAGACCAGGCAGAGUGCGGAUCUGCGCGCGUCAUGGGCAUCGUCACGCUUCUCCUAUCGCACUGUGGAAACCCUGUCCGGCGUCAACCUCUCGCGGCUUGUGCGAGCGGGAAGGAACUCGCAGGUGGCAUGUCUGUGUCGGAAGCGGAGAAGAACGCGAAUCGACGAGCGGCAGAAGAGAGGGAAGUCGAGCAAGACGUGCUGCGCGCGUACGAAAGCAUGGUUUCCCAACAGCUCCGCCUGUUGCUCCCGAAACUCCUGGCUGCGAUCCGGCAUGGAGGAUACGCGUCGUCUUCGUCUUUCUACGACGGCCUCCUUCCUCUGCUCGCUGCGCUCCCUGGCGACGUUCUCCUGCGCGCCAAGGAGGGGCGUCAGUUUGUGUUCUCUCUUCUCGGGGACUGUUCGCUUCUUCUGCCGCUUGUGGGGACCGCUGUCGCCGUGCGGGAGGCGAAUCUGAAAGCCAAGUCCGGCAGAGACGCCUCGGCUCCCGGGGCGUCUCUUUGCAACGCCUGUCCGCUGAGUGCGCACGCGUGCCUGGAGCUUGACGGGCGAGUCGCGAGCGGCAAACCGCGAAACGAAGACAAGGCGCGAAGUUCGCACGAGGCUGGGAAUGAAGGUGGGACGAACUGCGAGGCGCUUCACGCAGGACGCGAAGAAGGGAGAGGCGACACUCAAGUGCACGAAGGAAAGAAGGCGCACAAGGCGAAAGGCGGCGAGGCGGCAGACGCUGGCACUGAGGCCGGUCAUCGGCGCGAAGGCGCGAAGCAUGACAAACAACGCGUCGGAGACGAGGAAGGUUCCUGGGGCUCCGCAGGACCCUCGGUUUCCGCUCGGUCGCUCGCCGUCCCGCACGCCGGCGCGCGCGCCCUUCUGACCUCGCAUUUCACGGUUCUUCUCUUCCUGCUUCAGAAACGUAUUCUUCCGCUCCUCGCCGGCCGCGACCCAGACGGUCGCAUGCAGCCCUCCGCGACAUCGCCGUCCUUUUCUGCCGCUUCUGUCGAUGCUGGCCCUAACGCUUUUCCGUCUCUCUCGGCCGCUGCGCUCGGCGCCAGCGAGGCCUCUCUUCUCAGCGAGGAGGAUUUCAGGCUCCUCCGACUCGCCGUUGCACGGGCUGUGACGGUACCUCUGUGUCUUCUCUUCCUGCCUGUUCAAGGCCAAAAUACGGGCCCCCGCACGCCGCCUCCCCGGCAGCUGUGCGCGGGCGCGGACGUAGAGAGCGCGGCAGGAAAACGGGAAAACGGCGGGGCCAGGGAAGGCGCGACGUCGCAACGACCUAGACGUGAAUUGGGCGCUGAUCAAGGCGCAUUUUUCUGGUACCGUGAAGACGAAAGGGAACUGUAUCGUGUCUCCCUGCCGCUCCUGCUUCGCUGGUUUGUCGCCGAGGUGUUCAGACGGGACCUGUCCGGCGCUGCCGACUUGGCGCUCUCGCCGCUUCUCCAGUGCACGGCAGAUCACGUGCACCACCUUCUCGCUGCUGCAUCCGUCACGACUUCGCCGGAGCCGCCCUCGGACGCGGAACGCGACAGCGGCUUCACCGCCCUUCGUUUCGUUCGAGACUCCCUCAUUCCGGUCUUCGCUGCACUCGCCGAGGCGACUCCCGCGGCAUCCAGAAGCGCAGGCGCCUCAGCGCCUUCUGCCGCCUCAGCUUCGGCGCUCUGCGGCACGUCUGGCUGUGGGACUACGGAGGAUUCGUUGUCGGUCUUUGCCGCAAGCAUGCAAGGCCUCCGUGCCUUCGCGGUGUCGUCGCUCCUGUGCACCCUGAAGGCUUUGCUUCGCACCAAAGAUCAGGCGCCCGGCGCGUCCUGCCUGCGUCAAAGCGGAGACCCAGAAGCGAUCAAAGAAGGAACGGCUGACGCGACGCAGACUGUGGACAGCUGGGACACAGACUUCAUCCGCGAGGUGGUCCAGACCCUGCGCCUGUUCUUCGACGUGACCGCAAAGUGGGGCGGGGCUGCUGGCCUCGGGGGCAGCGAAGGCGGUCAGCGGGGGUUGCACGCGAGGCACGACGAAACGGCGCUGGAAAUCGAGGAAAGCCGCGUUUCCCUGGGUCUCCUUUUGGGCGCGAAGCGACAGAUCGGAAAGAGAGGAGACGUCGAACCGCCAGAGGGUGUCGUUCAUCUCCUCGCCUCGCUGGUUCGAAACUGCGUCGCGCAUACAGCCCUGCUCUGGGGCGAGACGAGUGGCGGAUCGGAGCCGAGGCGACGAAGCGAGGAAGGAGAGGCGAGCGGCGGGGCGACUGCGGGGAACAUCUCCGAUCGAGAGCGCUUGGCCUCCAUCGGGGCCCAGUGGCAGCUCGCGCGUCUCGUCGUAGACGACCUUCUUCUUCCUCUUUUCAGGAAACUCAGAGGGCGUGUAUGCGAUAAGCCGGGUUCCCGAGGUCGUGAGAGUUCUCCGCGAAGUCUCAGCGACUUCGUGGAAGCGUGGCGACCCCUUGUCUCGCUGCUUCUUCCUUCCGCCUCGGAAGACCGCCACACUGCCGUGGAGCCACGAGACGAGAACUCCACAGCGUCGCCUUCUCGCAGGCGUGCAGAAAGGUCCGCGCUCUUCAUACACCAGGCUCUUGUUCUUGGGCUGUUGCAUCGCCUGUGGAAGGCCGUGCAUGCGUCGAGCGCUCGAGCAGGCGAGGUUGGACACCAGACGACGUGCACGCAGGAGACGCCGAGAGAAGAACGGACGGAAGAGGCCGCGGGUGUGUACGGGCUUCGCACAAGUCUGCGGGGUUCCACAGAAUCCGAUGCAGAGGGGACAGCCGCCAUCAACUUCGAUGUCGCCCUUGAAAGGAGUCUCCUCGCCUCGGCGCCCUUGGUGCUUUCUGCGCCGCUCGGCGUCGCGCCGGAGGUGCCUGCGAAUGACGGGGCCCCUGUCUGGAGCCCAACGCGGUCGCGGCUCCUCCAGCUAGCCACGCGCGAGCUCCUCCCUGAGUACGUCGAACUGGUCAAGGAGACACUGCUACGCGCGAGCGGAGGAACGGUGCAAACGACUCCGCGGCGCGAAGGUGCGGCAGACGACGGGGAAGGCCGAGGUCUCGCGCCCCCAAUGAUUGUUCUCAAGACGGAGCACGCCCUCCUCAGCUUAACCCAGGCGUGCGUUGCGGCUUUACAUCGGCUGUACGUCGGCCAGAACCGCACGCGAGAAGCGUUAAACUCAGUGGCGAAAGGGGCUCUGUGUUCCUCGUCCUCCUGGACGGCGCUUGGCUGUGACGGGGAGAGUUCCCAGAUCUUUCGCCCCUGGUGGGAAGCUUCCGCGCGCACCGCAGGAGAACUGCUUCAUCUUCUCCUUCCAUUAAACAUCCAGGUUGUUCUGCCGCUCCUGCUUUGUCGAAUGCCGACCGCUCCCGAAUCGCCACUGUCAGAAACCAUGCCGUCUUCCUCUCUGUCUCCUUCCACGUCCCAGGCCUCGACCUCUGCGGCUUUGAGUGCCUGGCUCUCUGGCCUCGUAGGCUUCCAUCUUCUGCAGUAUGGCGCGCUUGAUCUUGCUGAAGACAGCCGCCCUCCGCCGCUGUGUUCCUUUGAAACUAUGUUCGAGACGCUGCUGAGUCGCCUCCCGCCGGCCGUCCUGGAUGCGCUCCUCUCUCUGCUUCGCGCCUGCUUGGUCUUCCCCUCGGGUCUCCUGUCCUCGCCCCUCUUCGAGCUGUCGGCUCUGACGCCUUGCGCCCUAGCGAGGGAAGACCGGGAAGAGAGGGAGGAAACGAAGGAGGAGGAACGGAAGAAAGAAUCCGACACAGAAGAGAAAGUGGAAAGAGAGGGAGGCAGCUACAAAAACGGCCUUCUUUUCCUCCGGGCCUCCUCUGUCACCGUGGAGAGGUGGGCGGCGUGCCUGGUUCUCCUGGCACGGCCUCUCGUGCGUCGACUCUCGCCUCGCGCGGUUGAGAAUCCAUCCGGCAGUUUGACGCCCGGGCCCUUGCCGCCGUUUUCCAUGUCUCAAGCUUUGGAUGUUCUCGUCUAUCUUCUUCGCCUUCCUCUCGCGCUUCCUCCACAAUCUGGCUCUUCGUCUCCUGCCAGCUCGACGCUUCUUCCCGCUGUGCAGGCGAGCCCCCUACACCCGGCGACUCCCGGCGAGCAGCCGCAGGCGAAGGGCGAACUGCGUGGUCACCUUUCGGCCUGUGUCUCCUCGUUGAGAGUUGCCGCGCCGCUGUCCCUUCCAGAACGUGCGGAGAACCUCAACGUUUUCGAGCUGGGUCGGUGCGCCCUCACGCAUGCGUGCUUCGUCGCCUUCCUAGAUGCGUGGUGGUCUCUCGGCGGUUCUGCAUGCGCCUCUCUCUCGCAUGAUCUCUCUGCUUCCGCGGUUCCCGCCACCACACCUGUCUCCACUGGAGACACAGACGACGGAGCGCGAGAUGCCUCCCUUGCUGAUGGGAAGGAGAACAGAGAAAGGCAUAGUGUCGAGGCGCCUUCCCCCGUUUUCCUUCUUACACCCCAUCUCUUGCAGGCAGGCGAAAGGUCGCGAGAAGCGGGGCAUGUUGAGCUCCUUCUUCUUCUACUUCUCGCCUCCUCCCGUGUCUCCGUCGAACGUGAGUUAGGUGUCUCUUCUCUCGCCAGUCGAGCUGCCGCCGCUGUAGGAGAGCAAGAGCUCAACUCGGACGCAAACCCAGAUCGGUUUACGCCCGUGGCUCCCUCGUCUCCUUUCGCAUUGAUUUUUCCUCCUUCCUUUUCUUUCCUUCGGAGGCGAGAGAGAACAGGAAGCCUCCUAGACUUGGCCAUGCCCGCCCUCGUUUCCACGCUUCUCUCUGGAGGUGCCGGCACGCUGCCUCCGCCGGAGAUUCUAGGACGGAUUUGCGCGGCAAACGAAAGGCCGUCAGGCUCGUCGGCUGCGCUCCCUUCCUCCUCUUUGUUUGCCUUGUUCUUCUGGCGGUUGCUCUGGUGCUGUGAGACAGAGGGCGAACAGCGCGGCCUCACGCCUGUCUCAGACGAGCGAAUCGAAGAGAGACAGGUGUCUCCUUCCGUCACCGCCGCGUCGCCUGGAGUCGCCUCCGCCGUCGGCCCAUGCAUGCUUCGCUCCGCCAUCUCCAGCGCGCUGCGAUGUUUCCUCCUUUUCUCGGGGGUGUCUACUCGUGAGGCGCCGCGCUCUGCUUCAGUCCCAUCACGAGGCGCCGAGAGCCGAGCCCCGGCCCCGCCGCCGGUGCCCCCAGCCGCGACCGGUGCGUGGGCUCCAACGUCGCGGGGCCCGAAGGCUCUUCGGACGGCCUUCCAGGUCCUCAGAUGGCUUCUCGACGCCAGUUUGGAGGUGACGCGUGAGACUCGAAAGCGGUCGGAACGUGAUUUGAUCGUGGGUCAAUCGCUGGCGACUGAAGACGGCGACCUGGCGGCAGAUAGCGAAGAGCGACCAAACGUCAACAGAAACCAAGACGCUGUCUCUUCUCUCCCGUCUUACGCGAGCGCCCUGGCCGUUCAUGUGGUCACCGAUGCGCUCCAGGAUUUCCUUCGCUCUCUCGGCUCGUGCUUCCUCGCCUGGCCCGCCCGAGACGACAAAGAAGAUGAAACGCGUGCAUCUCUGCUGCAUCUACUCGACGAAGUGGAUAACACGCACGUCUUCCUUCUCGAUCGAUUCCACGCGCAGACCGCGCUCCUGUCUCUGCUUCGCUCCAGGACAGAGACCGCGGCGGAUUCGCGCCAAGUCUUCUCCACAGCUCACACCCCGCGACCUGCCGGUCUUUUCGAGGAGCAAACAGCCCGCGCGUGCUUGGAUCCUUCGCCAGACGCCUCUGCUGAGUUCGGAAGGGCGGAAAGGGAAGGCGCUCUCGCGCGCAUUCUGACAGGUCUAGGGUCGGCCUUGAUGACCGUCGCUUCCGUCGGCAAGGCGUUGGGGGCGGCGGCUCAGGACGCAAGUCUUCCUCCGUCGCUUCAGCCGCUUCGAGGCGAACCUGGCGAGGAAGGAGAUGCGAGCAGAGAUUUCCUUUCCUCGCUCCUUGAACGCGAAACCGAGGUGCGUCGCCAAUGCGUGUCGCUCCGAUACACGCGCCGAGCGCUGCUGCCUGCCGUUCAAAAAUCUCUUCUUUCCCAGCAUCAGCGCGGUCUGCACUCCCCAGUGGGGGAGUCCGGAGACUUGCAAGGAGUAGGCGAAGAGGGAGAAGGCAAAGUGAGUCGGAUGCGAAGUUGCGAGGAAGCGGAGGGAUGCGAAGGUGACAGAAAUGGAGACACUCCAGGCCCCCGACGGCUCUAUCUGGCGUGGAAAACGCUGGAGGCUGUUGACGCAGCCUGCGGCCUGCGUCUCCUCCUCAGCGCCCUGGAGGCGCGUGACGGGCAUGGAGACGAGGCCGGACCUGAAUCCGAAACAGAGGUGCCCGAGGGAGAAGAAGAAAUGAGUGACGCGGCGUUUCUCUCGGAGGCUCUUUGCCUCGCCGUGUCGGUGCUGGAGGAGACAAAUCGACAGGAACGCGAGGGUAGACGAAACCGAGAGACAGCAACGGGCCGAGGCGAGCAGAGCGACUGCCUCCCUCCGCGGAGAAUGGCCGCUGUCGCGCAAAUCUUCUCUCUGUCGUUGAGCCUCCUGGGGGCGUCGCCCUGGCUCUCGGAGUCACGCGGUCCGGAGCGGGCCAGCAACGGAGACGGGAAAGAGGCCUUUUCUCCCUCGGAGAGUCAAGCUCGCUGGCUGCGUCUCCUGGCACUCUCUGUUCGGCUGGCCGUUCUCUACGAUGAAGCUGUGCGCAUGCACGAAGCAGGAGGACCACUCGUCAGCGUUUCCUCUUCUCUCUCGCGUGCGGCUUCUGCUCCUCUGGUCCGGUCGAAGAUCUCCUUUGCGCGCUGCGGGCCGCAGCGGGUUUCCAGCGCCUUCUGUUCUCAGUUCUAUGACGACGCGACUUGCCGCCUCCUUCGGCUUUUCUGCGACGCCCUGGACUUGUCUGGGGGCUCUCCGGCGACGGGGCCGGGAUCCGCUGGCCCUGGCGGCGCGGGGCCCAACCCCUUGCUGCCAUCCGCAGUCGCGGCGCGCAUCUGUGGCGCGCUUCUUGGGUGUCGCCGGAGCCCGAUUCAGGCGAACAUCGUCAGCUGUCUCCGGCGGUACCCCUGGUUCUCGCAGCCGCUCGGGCAGACGAGCGUCUUUCCACCGUUUCUCCGAUCGGCCCACCCCACAGAGACAGCAGGCGAGGGACGCAGGCCAAGGCCGAGAGAGAAAGGAGACACCGCAUCUGGCGAGCGGUCGCCUCCCUCGUGUGUUUGUCGCGGAGACUUCUUCGGCGAGGCGUUUUCUCUCCUCGCCGCAUCUGACAUCUGCGACUGUCUGGGCUCGACAGAAGCCCUGUCUUGUCUUUGUGCCCCACGUCCAGUGUCUCUGCAGCAAGUGAAGCAUCUUCUUCAGCGCUUUGAUCUGUCGCUAGAUCGGGCUUCCUCGCACGCUGCCGACGACUCGGACUCCGACAGGGAGACGCGGGGAGGGCCCGAGGAGUCGAUCGAAGACGAGGAAGAACGCGCCGUGCAGGGGGAAAACGGAGAUGAGGAGGAGAGCAGGAUUGUUGGCAAGGCGCGCGCGGCGUCUACAGGCGCCUCGUCGCCGCUGGCGUCUCCUGGAGACUCCUCGGACGGGCCCCAGUCGUUGGUGGGGCGACUCCGGCGUUUGUUGUCGAACACGGCCGAUCCGAAGUCGGCGAGCACAGAUUCUGGCGGAGCAGAUGCAACGGAACGUGAAGAGGCACAAAUUGUGCAAGACGUGUUGCAGGCUGUCGAGGCGGCAGACGGCUCGAGAGAUGAGAGAGAGAAGCGUGGCAAGUUCGCGCGAACACGCGGCCCCGCGCGUACGGAGGCGCCGCAGGGGGAGGCAAUCCACGGCGUGGACGGAAGAGACAAGGAUCAGUGCAGGCAUCCCUCGCCGUCUUCUUCCCAGUCGCGUUUGACGUUCGGCCUCUCUCCGGCCGAGGAAGGAACGGCGAUUCUCGGCUGGCUGAUGCAGAUUUUCACCGGGCGCAUGCUCGCCGCGCAACUGCUCGAAACGUUCCGAGACGCGAGCUGUGCGCUCGCCCUCGCGGCGCACGGCCGCGACGAGCACAGGGGAGGCAAGGCGCCUGAGAGACGCGGUUCGUUCCCCUCUGGCUCUCUGAACGAAGACGAAACGUGUGAAAACAGCGAGAACGCACCGCGCGAACGCGAGAGAGAACAGACCCUCGAAGACAUCGCUCUCGGGCUGCGGGGAUGGGUGAUCAUUUUGCCCUCGCUUCUCUCGCUCGCUUCCGGAACUGACGCGGAGGCGUGGGAAGCGGAUGGCGGCGCGGCGCCUACGCCAGACACGGAGACAGCGGAAAACGGAGAGAAGGCGAGUGAAGCCGCGCAGCAACGCGCCUGUGUCCCGUAUCUCCAGCUGCUGAUGCAAACGCCUCCGUCGCAGGCCGCACGUGCGCGAAGAGUCCUGACCCAGGCGACGCCUCCGUACUCCACUUUCUCUCCGUCUUCGUCUCUCUACCGCCACCUCGUCUCUCUGUCUGCCUUCUCGCCCCUCGCGCUCGAGGUCUUCUCUCCAGGCGCCUCGCCGGCCUCGUCCGCACCCUUCUGCGCUUGCGCGGCGUGUCAGUUGCUUCCAGAUGUGACGGAAAUGUCGCUCGUUCAGGGCCUCGUUGAACUGCUCUUUGUCACCCUUCUUCAACUGACCUCGGAGACCCGACGCUUUCCGCCCCAAGAGUUAACUUGCUUGCGGUCCUUCCUCUCUGCGGUCUCCCUCCCGACCUCGCAACCUCCCAGCGCGCCCUCCGCGUCUUCGCUGUCUCCUUCGGCUCAUGUGACGCCGGCGAGUGUCGCCCGAUGGCUGGGGGCUCCGCGCCUCGAAGAGACUCGUCUCUCUGGGAAAUCAGGAGCGUCGCAGGCGGGGCACGACCGUUUCUCGAAACCGCUGGCAAGUCCGAAAUCUCUCCCCGACCUCACUGCGGAAGAAGGCGACUCCGUCUGGCUCGAGCGAGACUGGAGGGAGUACAUCGCCAGAGAAGGACAGCAGAGCUCCGCGGCCGAGAGACGAACAGACGAGAAGGAAACCGACGCGUCGAUGCUUCAGGAUUUGCCUCUCCAAGGCGUUGUAUGGGACGUGGCAAAUCGAUCUUUUCUCUGGCUACUCGCAGCCCACGUCUACUACCUUCUCCUGCAAGUCAACCCCGAGGCCGUUCGGCGCAUUUGGACACGCUGCCGCAACGGCCGAGCUCGGAGGGAACUGGAGCUCUUCACUGAAACCUACGUCUCCUCUCGGCUUAUGCGGAAGGAGGUGCGCGAGGCUUCGAAACUCGCAAACUCCUUCGACUUGUCUCUGCAUUUCGACGGCCGCCAGAAAGACCUCGCGGUGACCUACCGAGACGAGAAGGGCGAGAUUUCGGUGACGUUGAAUGUCCUGUUUGCCAAAAAUUUCCCUCUGCAAAAGAUCCAACCUCAUCUGGAUUUAGAUCGCAUUCCCGGCGUCCCCAAGAGUCGCAGCAGCCGGUGGAUCCUCGCCGCCUUUGGCGCGAUGAAUCGCUCCUGCCUGGCCGCGGGGCUGUUUGUCUGGGCUGCGAAUCUUCGACACUUCUUCGACGGCCUGGAAGACUGCCCCAUCUGCUACUCCGUGGUUCACCCCCAACACCGCUCCCUCCCCAAGAAAAUGUGCCCCACAUGCAAAUACAAAUUCCAUGCCGAAUGCAUCUAUCGCUGGUUUCGCACCGCCAGAAAAACCAACUGCCCCCUUUGCCAGUCACCCUUCUAG
This is a messenger RNA of Neospora caninum, 11616 nucleotides long. RefSeq names its product putative zinc finger (C3HC4 RING finger) protein. The transcript is spliced from 5 exons. Gene Ontology annotation, molecular function: ubiquitin protein ligase activity; ribosomal large subunit binding. The record is from RefSeq and is a predicted model, not a curated record. Bases 1 to 11616 code for a protein of 3871 amino acids. Gene Ontology annotation, biological process: rescue of stalled cytosolic ribosome; ribosome-associated ubiquitin-dependent protein catabolic process. Gene Ontology annotation, cellular component: RQC complex; cytosol. NCBI's taxonomy places the organism in Eukaryota, Apicomplexa, Conoidasida, Eucoccidiorida, Sarcocystidae.